Messenger RNA from Tilletiaria anomala UBC 951, 459 nucleotides. RefSeq names its product putative ubiquitin conjugating enzyme E2-16 kDa. Bases 1 to 459 code for a protein of 152 amino acids. The record is from RefSeq and is a predicted model, not a curated record. The transcript is spliced from 3 exons. Gene Ontology annotation, biological process: ubiquitin-dependent protein catabolic process; protein polyubiquitination. Gene Ontology annotation, cellular component: nucleus. Lineage: Eukaryota; Fungi; Basidiomycota; Exobasidiomycetes; Georgefischeriales; Tilletiariaceae. Gene Ontology annotation, molecular function: ubiquitin conjugating enzyme activity.
AUGGCGCUGAAACGGAUCAACAAGGAGCUCAACGACCUCGGUCGUGACCCACCGUCAUCAUGCAGCGCCGGACCGACGGGGGACAACAUGUUCAACUGGCAAGCAACUAUCAUGGGUCCGAGCGACUCGCCGUACUCCGGAGGCGUUUUCUUCCUCAGCAUCACCUUCCCCACCGACUACCCGUUCAAGCCGCCCAAGGUCUCUUUCCAGACGAAGAUCUAUCACCCGAAUAUCAACACGAACGGCUCUAUCUGCCUCGACAUCCUCAGGGACCAAUGGAGCCCAGCGCUGACGAUCAGCAAAGUACUCCUCUCCAUUUGCUCUCUGCUCACCGACCCGAACCCAGACGACCCGCUUGUUCCGGAGAUUGCAAACCUCUAUAAGACGGAUAGACCGCGCUACGAGAACACGGCGAGGGAGUGGACGAGGAACGAAGCGCACAAGCGCAUAGCGCUGUAG